AUGUCUAUGAUAUCGGCUAGAGCGAGAUUGAGUCUUGCCCAAUCCCUUAGAAUUAAUGGGGGUCUUAGAAGUUUUUCAAACGCUAGAGUACAACUGAACCAGAAACAAAGUAACAGUGACGGUUUCAGUGGUGAUUCGACAACACACUUCGGGUCGAGGACUGUGUUGAAAGAGGAAAAAGAGAAACUCGUCGGUAACGUGUUUUCUAGUGUUGCUUCCAAGUACGAUGUGAUGAACGACGUGAUGUCUCUAGGGAUCCAUAGACUAUGGAAGGACCAUUUCAUUAAUAAGUUAGACGCAGGUAAAAGACCUAACUCUACGGAACCAUUGCAUUUCAUUGAUGUGGCAGGUGGAUCUGGGGACAUUGCUUUCGGGUUGUUGGACCAUGCUGAGCAGAAAUUCCAUGAUGUGGAGUCAACCAUGCACAUUGUUGAUAUCAAUGCGGAUAUGUUGAAAGAAGGUGAGAAAAGAGCUAUGGAUCAAGGUAAAUACUACAACGAUCCUCGUGUGACCUUUUUGGUUCAAAAUGGUGAAACGUUAGAUCAGAUCGAAUCGAAUUCAAAGGAUAUCUACACAAUUUCCUUCGGGAUCAGAAAUUUCACCGAUAUUCAGGCGGGUUUGAAUACAGCUUAUAGAGUGCUAAAGCCAGGUGGAAUCUUCUUCUGUUUGGAAUUCUCUAAAAUCGAUAACCCAUUGGUAAAUCUAAUCUAUCAAAGAUGGGCGCAGGUUUUGCCUGUAAUGGGUUCAGUGGUCGCUAACGAUUAUGACUCAUACCAAUAUCUAGUGGAAUCCAUUGAAAGAUUCCCCAGCCAAGAACAUUUCAAGUCCAUGAUCGAAAAGGCUGGGUUCCAAUCAGCCGGAUACGAAAACCUGUCUUUUGGUAUCUGUGCCAUUCAUUGGGGUAUCAAGACAUGA
Kluyveromyces lactis is the source of this 915-nucleotide messenger RNA. RefSeq names its product 2-hexaprenyl-6-methoxy-1,4-benzoquinone methyltransferase (gene COQ5). The transcript has a single exon. Gene Ontology annotation, molecular function: methyltransferase activity. Gene Ontology annotation, biological process: ubiquinone biosynthetic process. The record is from RefSeq and is a predicted model, not a curated record. The coding region runs from base 1 to 915 and encodes 304 amino acids. Lineage: Eukaryota; Fungi; Ascomycota; Saccharomycetes; Saccharomycetales; Saccharomycetaceae.